Messenger RNA from Striga asiatica, 2196 nucleotides. Lineage: Eukaryota; Viridiplantae; Streptophyta; Magnoliopsida; Lamiales; Orobanchaceae. The record is from the annotation of a GenBank genome assembly.
AUUAUUUCCAAAUGUUGUUCCACUUGUCACCACCUUAAAGAAUUUUCGGAUUCUUUCUUUGUUCUCCACACAAGAACAGCGAUGCUCAGACACGCUACAAACACAACCACCACAAACCUAAAGAUUCACGUCGGCUUACUCUUCUGAAUCAAUUUUGUUCCUUUAUACCUGUUUUUCUUCACAAAACAGAGCUCAAAAUAAAAUCUUUCAGUACAACGGGACAUGAAAAUGGAGCCUGUCAGCACAAAUCUUGAUCGUAGCUUGUCAAAGCUCUCGCAUUUCACGAACUUUCCCUCAAAACCCACCUCGAAACUGCUGCCAUUGUGUCGAUUUCCGAAAUUUAUCAGUGGGAAAACCAAGAAUCUCAGAGGUAAGACUGUUCAGUGCUCGGGUCAGGACAAGGGCAGCUCAUCAGUAGCUCGAAAUGGAUGUUCUUUAUAUGUAAAUAAGGAUUUUGUUAAGAGGGUUUUGAAUGGAGCGUUUGGUUUUGCUGCUGCGUUUUCUCUGUGUUCCGAUUCGCCGUCGUUUGCGGAGUCUUUAACUGUGGCAUUUCCUGUUUCUCACACGCGUGAGGUGAAUACAGUUCAAAGAACUCUCAUAGAGGCAUGGGGUUUGAUUCGGGAGACCUUUGUCGAUCCAACUUUCAAUCAUCAAGAUUGGGACUUAAAAUUGCAAGAAACGAUGGUUGAAAUAUUUCCACUGAGAUCAGAAGAUGCUGCGUAUAAUAAAAUCAAAGGGAUGCUUUCCACUCUCGGUGACCCUUUUACGCGCAUCAUUAGUCCUAAGGAAUAUCAAAGUUUCAGAAUAGGAAGUGAUGGGAACUUGCAAGGUGUUGGCUUAUUUGUCAGUGCUGAGCCGAAGACUGGGCACAUGGUUGUUUUGUCGUGCAUAGAGAAUAGCCCAGCCGCGCGGGCUGGCAUUCAUGAAGGGGAUGAGCUAGUGGAGAUAAACGGUCGAUGCCUUGGGGAAUUCUCAUGUCAGAGAGGUAUAGGUAUCUCGAAAGUGCAAUAUAAUACAGUCCAUUUGCUGGUUAAAAUACCUCGUGAAGUAAUAAAGCUUUCGCCCGUAUCUAGCGCCAUUAUCCACCACAGAGCACCUGACGGGCAUCUUUCCAAAACUGGAUAUGUGAAGCUGUCAACUUUUUCUCAGGCUGCUGCAGUGGAGAUGGAAAACACAGUUCAUGAGAUGGAAAAUCAAGGCGUGCAGUCGUAUAUUUUGGAUCUCAGAAAUAAUCCAGGAGGUCUGGUAACAGCAGGACUUGAUGUAGCUCAAAUUUGGCUAGACGGGACUGAAACCCUAGUGAACACUAUCGACAGAGAUGGAAAUAUGUUGCCUAUUAACAUGAUCGAUGGUCAUGCUAUAACUCACGAUCCACUUGUCGUUCUUGUUAAUGAAGGGAGUGCAAGCGCCAGUGAGAUUCUUGCGGGAGCACUUCAUGACAAUGGUCGAGCGACUCUCAUUGGGCAUAAGACUUUCGGGAAAGGGAAAAUACAGAGUGUGACAGAGCUGAAUGACGGAUCUGCCCUUUUCAUUACGGUGGCUAAGUACUUAUCACCGGCACUUCACGACAUUGAUCAGGUCGGUAUAACUCCCGAUGUACAAUGUACAACCGAUUUUCUUAAUUCACCGAAAGAUUCUUUCACGAAGAAUGUUGGAAGCCCGAUUUCAUCUCUGGAAAGAGAUUCUUGUAUCUUAGUAGCCGAGCACCAGCUCGAUAUCCAACAAUCCACAUCCAAAGGCUCGGCUUCUUGAUAAGCUUUGAUCAGCCUUACAAAAGGGUUAUUACUAGGUUUAUGUAGUCUUGUGACUCAAGUCACAAACAGCAGCUUGUAAAUUUAGUCUGCAAAUGUUAUCAGAAUUUAUUUUGAAAAUUAUAUGCUGAAAAUAUCAGGUGAAAAGUAUAGGUUUUGGUGAUAUUACCUUCAUAAAUUCAUAUGAAGUUGAGGGUGGGUUAUAGGGCCUUUGGUUAUUUACUUCACUUAAAACUUGAAGAAUCUGCUUUUGGUUUGUUACUUAGCCUCAAAAUGUGAUGUUACAUCUUGCCAGAUGAAAGGGAAGUAGUGUGCUCUAAGUAAAGAGACGGCAUCAUUCUUUUCUCCAAAAUAUUAGCAGACAUUUUAGUUUUCUUUUAUGGCAACAAUAUCCCCCAAUCGAGUGGGAUAGAAUUUGAAAACAUAACUAGAAAGAUAAAAAAAA